GGCCGCGGACUUUCGGUGGCUUUUAGCUAGCAGCAGCUAACAGUAACAGCAGCGGCAAAGGAACGUUAAUCUUACGGCUCUUUACCUUUUAUCCUUUAUUAAAGUUUGACGGUUAACUCUUGUCAAAAACACCGGCGUGUAAAACAGUUUCGUGUUCUUAAAAUAUAACAAUAAUAUCGAAGAAAAAAGAAACGAAUUUAAUUGCAUUCUGAUGCAUCGUCUUUUACCUUAAUCUGACAUCGAAAAUAUCGUCGCGUCACUCGUGUGCCUCGGAAAAAAAAGUUCGACGAUGAGACAGAUUCAUUUUUACAAUCGUGCAACCUAUGUUUUUUGUGGUAUAAUGAACGUUCAUUAAUUAAAAGUAGUGUAAGGAACAUGCGAUCGUAUUCUGUAUCAACGAUCACCACCUUCAUCGACUUCAAGACACGAUUGUCCACUACUCAUGGCAACGUAACUGAGCACGUAGGAAAAUUGGAUAAUCGAGACGAAUAAUGAGAAUCAACGCGACAAAAAUGAGCACUCCGAUCGAGGAGAAGAUUGAUCAAAAGCUCAAGGUAAGAAGGGGAAUGGUAACUGUUAGCGAUGGGAAAAGUAAACCGAUUCCUAUGCGUUUAUAUCUGUCCAUGGAAGUAUUGAAACUUCAAAGAGAAGAUUUAGAGCAGGUAGCGAAUCAUAAUAAACCACCAUUAGAUGCUAAGGAACGCAUGGUCCAAAUUACUAGACAAAAAGUUGGAGGAUUGGGAUUAAGUAUAAAAGGAGGAGCAGAACAUAAACUUCCAGUACUCAUAUCUAGAAUUUAUAAAGGUCAGGCUGCUGAUCAGUGUGGCCAAUUAUUUGUAGGUGAUGCUAUUAUUAAAGUGAAUGGAGAAUAUAUUACAGCUUGUAAUCAUGAUGAUGCUGUUAAUAUCUUAAGGAAUGCUGGUGACAUAGUUGUUUUAACUGUCAAACAUUAUCGUGCUGCAAAACCAUUUCUGCAGAAAAAUGAAAAAGAAGAAAAAUUAGAUAAUGUGGCAAAUGGAAGUGCAGAUGAUGGUUGGGUAUCACCAAAUAGACAAACUGGUAGUCCUAGAUGUGGUCAUAGUAGACAAAGUUCAAAUGCAUCAUCUGCUUCAAUGCAGUACAAAAGAUGGGUGGAUGUUAUUACAGUCCCAUUAAUGAUGGCAUAUGUAACAAGAUAUAUCUUUGGCACUGAUAAAUUACGAAGAAAUGCAUUUGAAGUUAGAGGCCUUAAUGGUGCACGUACUGGUGUGAUACAUUGUGACGACAGUGCUAUUUUGAGUCAAUGGUUAAAAUAUAUAACUGAUAAUAUUACAGGUUUAACACAUUUACAGAUGAAGUUGUACAAUCGAAAUUUUGGACCAGGUGAACGUAUAGAAUACAUGGGUUGGGUAAAUGAAGCAGUAAGCAAUAGUAAUCAACCAUGGCAGAGUUAUAGGCCAAGGUUUCUAGCUCUAAAAGGGCCUGAUUUAUUAUUGUUUGAAACACCACCUUGUAAUAUAGGUGAUUGGUCACGAUGUGCAUUAACAUUUAAAGUAUAUCAGACUAUGUUUCGUGUAAUGAGAGAGUCUGAAAAUGUAGAUGAAAGACAACACUGCUUCUUGGCACAAAGUCCGGGUAAACCACCAAGAUAUUUGAGUGUUGAAACUCGACAAGAAUUAUUAAGAGUUGAAGCUGCUUGGCAUACUGCUGUAUGUUCAGCUGUUACACAUUUAAAAAGUAAAACCUUUCCUGUCACAUUUAAUAGCAGAAGUGCAGGUUUGACAUUAGAAUGGACUCAGGGAUUUACUCUUUCUUAUGAAGGAAUUGGAGAAAUCGUUUGGCGUUACAAAUUUUCUCAAUUGAGAGGAUCUAGUGAUGAUAGCAAGAGCAGACUCAAAUUGCACUUUCAAGAACCUGAUAGUAUUGCUAUAGAGACAAAGGAAUUGGAGUGUUCUCAGCUACAGAACCUAUUAUUCUGUAUGCAUGCAUUUCUUACUGCAAAAGUUGCUGCAGUUGAUCCCACAUUUUUAACAUCGACAACUCCAUAAAAAAUAUUUCGACGUUAUUAGUGAUAAUUUCCAAAGAGAAUUACAUUUCUCUUUUGUUAUUGUUAUGCGAGUACAUGAAGUGAUUCACAGUCAAUCAAUCAGAGAGAUAUGUCAAAUACUAGUCAGUAUUUCCAAAAAUAUUUCUAUUUAUAAAAUUACAAAACAUUGUUAUAACUUUUUCAAUUAUAUUCGUUGAUUUAUAAUGAAAUUUUUUAAUAACUUUUGAAAUGAAUUUUAUAAUGUGCAUUUUUUUUUAUUGUUUUUCACUUUUUGAUCAAUUUUUAAUCACUUCUGUGAGAUAUAUUGAAAACUUUAAUUAUAAUAUUAAUUCUACGUUCAUGUAAAAUAUUAAUUGCUAUACAUUUUAACAAGUUGACCAGAUUAAUAAAUGUUUAAAAAUAAAGUAUUACAUGUAUACAAGUGAUCAUUAGACUACUGCUUUUAAAUAUACGAGCGAAUUAUGAUAUUAAAUAUUGUUUUGCCUCAAAAUUUUUUAACAAAUUUAUUAUAUUGAUUUUUGCCUUUAUAAAAAGACGUAUCAUGGCAUUCUAUAAAUGUAUAAUAAAUUCAAUUUUAUAGUAUAACAGAUAUAGCCGUUCAUGAUUUUUAAGUUACAACAAUACAUGACAAAUAUGUGGUGACAUAUUUCUCUAGCCAAAUGUUACAAUGUUUUUUAAUUAAAUAUGUACCAUGUGUAUUAGGUGCCUUAAAAACCAUGAACAAAGAAUAACUACAUUCAAGGACGCAUUGAAACCACAUAGUUCCUUAGUACAGGAAAUUUUACAUACAUAUAUAUGUAAAAUGUCAAGUAACUAUGUUGCAUUUAAUAAUUACAAAAUAUUUAAAUUUUGUUUUAAGUUUUGUUUAAAGAUGAUUUAAUGCUUCAUUCUGUUUAAAUCAGUAUUGCUCGAUAAGUAAACGUAAUAUAGCAACAGAAUAAAUACAUGCCAAUAGCAAUAAGCACUAAUAUAUCAUUCGACCAUGGUAGCUAUCUAAAAUAUUAUUUACUGAUGUAAUAUUGACAAAGAAAAGCGAGUAGUACAUAAAAGAGUGGAUCUAUUGAUACUGUAUCCUGAAGUAUUAAUAUAUAAUUAUUAUUAUUAUACUUAAAAGAAUAAAGGCUAGAGAACAAAAAGUAUUCACUUUUUGUAGAGAAUAAAAAAUUCUUAUAUUAUGUUUUGUGUUUUUUUUAGAAUUAGUUUUAGUCAACAAUCCAAAUUGUUUAUAAAUUAAAAUAUUCAUUUGUGCAUAUAGUUUAUGCUAUCCAUUUUCUCUUUCACUGUUAUAUUCCGAUAUAUAUAUAUAUAUGUAUCUCUAUACAGUAUCUUUUGUUGAAGAUGUCUUGAAAAGAUAAUUUAAAGCAAUAAAUGCUGAUUGAUAAAUGUUUAUAAAUAUUCUACACUCAAAGUGAAAAAAUAAAUAAAAGAAAUAACAGUGUUUACAACGUAAAUCAGUCAUACAUUAUUUAAAACAAGUAAAUAUCAUUGUGAAAAAGUAGAGUAUACGUUUUACUCACUUUCUCAAAUAAUAAUAUAAUAUUUAGUUAUGCACCUCAUUGUUAAUUACAUUUAAAAUUUCAUAAUUAUAAGAAUUUUAUAAUGUAAGUAGUAAUGCACAGAAGAGUGAAACAGUUCUUACUAUUAAGAAGAUUAUUAUGAAUUUAAUUUUUAUUACCAAUUUUAAGAGUCUCCAGUUACUCGUAGAAAGUGCCUACAAAGUAACAUAGAAAAUAUAACAAAUCAGCUUUUAUUUCUUUUUAUUAUAAAAUUAAUGCCAAUUGUACUUUUCUAGUCUGGAACAUCAGUGUGUUACCAUGGUCAAAGUCUCAAUUGAUCGUUAUGGGAAAGUAUUGUAUCAUAAACACUGCUUUAUGUAUCAGUUGCCAUUUUACAAAAUCUGUAAUGUAAAGCAGUGUAUAUCAAGAUCUUUUGAACUUUAUUCACAAUUAGCAUGUGUCAAGAGUAAAUGAGUUUGUGUACAUGAUAGCAAUGAAUGAUUAUAUAUAAAUUAAAAUACCUGUUGCUGAAUUUAAUUACAGAAGCGUUGUCUAAUUCAAAUAUAUGAUGCAGUACUAUUAAAUAACUCAAAAAAAUAAUCUGUCAAUCUAUGUCACAUUUUUAAGAAAGAUAACAAAUAGAAGUAUUAAAAAUAAACACUAAAACUAAAAUAUCAUAAAUAAGCUUAUUCCUUAACUUGCUCUCUACACUUAGAAAUACAGUUUCCAUAUCUCAUACAUUUUUAAAGGAUAACAUUUCUUAUGAGCAAUUUUGUUAUAUACAAUUUUUUUGAUGUCUGUUAAAUAAAAUGUAAUGUAUUUAUAUUACACAUAACGCUUUCUGUAGUUAAAUUUAGAUUCUCAUAAAGAACUGCACAAUUCUAGUGUAUAGAAGACUUAUUUAAAACAAAACGAAAAUGAAGAAACUUAAUGUCAUUAAGAUUAUGAUUCAGUUAAUUGUCCAUCUUAGAUAAUUUCAUUGUCAACGAAAUGUGUAAUCAUUGAAGAAUCACUUUUGCAUAAGGAUUAGAAUUAUAGAAUAUUACUUGACAUAAGUACAUGAAUAGGGUAUUUAUUAUAGCAUUUUUACUAAAAAAAGUUUACAUCAAGACAUUAUCUUAUUACAUGUUUUUAUUUAUAUUUAUAUUUUAUUUAUAUUAUUUGUUUUAUAAUAUAAUUAAUAGUCACUGAUUUAUUUAUAAUUGCUUUUUCUAUAUCUAAAAUAAAUAGAUUAUUAAUUAUUUAGCAAAACUUUGCGAUAGUAGAUUCUUCAAUGAAAUAAAGUCUACAAGAAUUUUUUGCAUUUCAGCUUGUUAGAUGAAAUGCAAUGACAUAGUUGUACAAGUAAUAUUAUUUGUUCAAAAUUGUAUUAAAUGUUUUACUUCUUUUCAAAAAUAUUAUUAUUAUUCUGAUGUCCUGUUUCUGUAUUUAUGAAAUAAUUACAUUGUAAGAAAUUUAUUAGUAUCAUUUUUUUUCUCUUUUUAUUUUUAAUAAUUGUACAUUUGUACAGGACUGAAGAAAUCAACUCGAGAAGCUUGCAAACUUAAGAAUCUUAUAUUUCAACAUAUAGUUUAUCUGUUAUAAUGUUUAUCCCCCAUUGACAAUAUGUUUCGAAAUAUAUUAUUGUUAGAAGUUAA
Molecule: messenger RNA, 5159 nt
Organism: Vespa velutina
Lineage: Eukaryota; Metazoa; Arthropoda; Insecta; Hymenoptera; Vespidae
Gene: Syn2
Product: gamma-1-syntrophin
Exons: 10
Coding region: 492-2027 (511 amino acids)
Cellular component (GO): dystrophin-associated glycoprotein complex; intracellular anatomical structure
Molecular function (GO): protein binding; structural molecule activity
Source: RefSeq, a predicted model, not a curated record